This is a messenger RNA of Trypanosoma theileri, 1287 nucleotides long. Its product is annotated as putative thioredoxin. Bases 1 to 1287 code for a protein of 428 amino acids. The record is from RefSeq and is a predicted model, not a curated record. Lineage: Eukaryota; Euglenozoa; Kinetoplastea; Trypanosomatida; Trypanosomatidae. Gene Ontology annotation, cellular component: endoplasmic reticulum lumen. Gene Ontology annotation, molecular function: protein disulfide isomerase activity; protein-disulfide reductase activity. The transcript has a single exon. Gene Ontology annotation, biological process: response to endoplasmic reticulum stress.
AUGUUACUUUCCAUCUUUCUUCUUCUGCUCUUUACAUCAAGCGGGACAACAAAUGCCUUUCCGUUUAGUAAAUCCUCUGGUGUGACGGAAUUGACGCCAGCCACAUUUAAUCAAUUUGUCAGUACUCAUAAACCGGUGUAUAUUCUCUUCUACGCCCCGUGGUGUGGACACUGCCGGAAAAUUCAUCCAGAGUGGGAGAAGUUUGCACAAGCCACACAAGGAACAAUUCGCGUUGGGGCCCUUAACGCUGAUGAACACUCACAAUUGGGACAACAAUUCGGUAUUCGUGGAUUCCCCACGAUUAAGUAUUGGAAUGUUGGUGAAAAGAAAAUUUACAAAGCCAGUGAGUAUGAUGGACCACGACAGGCCUCUGCUAUUCAAAACCGAGCUAUGAGUCUUAUUACCUCUGCUGGGAUAAAAACAAUAUUGAAUAGUGAUGCCCUGCGGGAGGCUGUUCGUGCUGCACCUGAAAAGAAGGUGGUGGUGCUCUUCUCCUCCAAGACGCGCAUUCCUCCCAUCUUUUCUGUUCUCUCGCACUCUCCGCGAUUGAAGUCUAUGCCGUUUUAUUUUGUUGGUGGUCAAGCCAAAUCAACAUUGGCAGCAGAGUUUGGAGUUCAUCAGCUUCCAACGAUUGCAGUACUCAAUGCCACAGAAGAGAAUAUCAACACGGUAGUGUACAAGGGAAAACAAAUUGCAUAUGAACCCAUCGCUAAAUUUUUACUUGCUUGUGCAACAAAUACAUUGGAUGAAUUGGAAACAGAGGGAACAGCAAGUGGAGGAGAGGAUAAUGAAGGAAAAAACAAUGAAAAGACAUCAAAUGUGAAUGAUAAUGGAAACAAUAACAACAAUAACAAUGGUGAUACUAACAGUAGGUUGGCGAUGCCGGUUCGACCUGUUCGUUUAACCACACAGUUGUUGGAGAACUUUUGUUCACCUAAAAUGCAUAGAAAUGGUGAAAAGGCUCCAUUAUGUGUGGUCUCACUCACCAAUGCGUUUAAGUUAGACAGUGUACAUGAACUCUUCCGCAAUGAGCCACUCCUCUUCUUUGAGGCUCACGAGGACCGUGAUGUACUUUUGACGGCCCUUCGUGAAUCUUUUGAACUUUCGGAUGUGGUGGAUAAACUAAAGAGUGAAAAUACUCAUAAUGUACUUCUCUUACGAGCACCAAAGCGAGAUACGAUUCGAUAUAAAGUACUUGAGGAUGUGAAGUCCUCUGAUGAUCUGAACACCUUUUUACAAAAGGCCAUGUCGGGUGAAUUGCAAUUAGAGAAAAAGACGGUAUCAUAA